AAUGCAGAGAAAUGAAUGAAACAUGUGACAAGGUGUGAUUAGUUAUCCACCAAUCUUCUGGGUGUUUGUUGGCAGAUGGGUCUUUUGUCGGGGUAAUUUGUUUGACAGAAUAACCAGGUAGAUAAUUACCUGUUGCUUUUGUGGCUAUUAGGGCCAUUGUUGUGUUAAAAAAACGUCAUUAUAGUGAAUAUUCAUUGCUUGGUAGAGCAACUAAAUGGGGUCAUUGUAUGUGUCUGACCUGAGGCCAAAUGUUUUUCUUUCUGUUUAACACCUGAUUCGACAUAGCACACUGUUUUGGCACAUUAAACGGAGGAAAUCUCUACAGAUUUAAACAUGCAGUGUUGACUGUAAUUCUCCUUAAAUUACAAAGACAAGUUAAAUUCAAAUCUGGUGCUGAUGGGAACUACUUGCUCUUAAACCACAGAUGCACAUAUAGGCUCAGUUGCAUCAGAUUAGCGCACUAUUCACCCUGGAUGCAAAUAAACAUGAUAGGGUAUUAAGAGGCUGGAGCGGAAAGGGGUGUGACCAGGGUGUUGUGUUUCAUGUCAAACCACCUGGAGAGGAGACACUUAAAGCGCGCGGGUACAGGGUGCUAGCGUCAGUUCAGAGGACAGACACUCAGAGAAGGCCACAUCUAUUGAAUGACUACUUGAGUAGCUGAAUUGGACUGCGAGACUUUGCUGGAAUGGACAGCAGGAUCAGACCGCUCGGCAUGCCUGGGCACACCGCCAACCCGCUCAGUGGCUUGCAGGUACCACCUUCCCUCCUGCGCCCUCCGCCCCUCUUUCUUCGGGCUUGCAAUCCCGCGCUGGAGAGGGGAUACCCGCGCACACCGAAGUGUGCCAGAUGCAGAAAUCACGGAGUAGUAUCCGCGCUCAAAGGCCACAAGCGCUUCUGCCGCUGGAGAGACUGUGUGUGCGCAAAGUGCACCCUGAUAGCGGAGAGGCAGCGCGUGAUGGCUGCGCAAGUGGCGCUGAGGAGGCAGCAGGCACAGGAGGAGAGCGAGGCCCGGGACCUCCGGCUCUUGUAUCCCGGGUCAGAGGCAGGGAUUCCUCAAGGGUCACCUGUAGGCCCUGCAGCAACAAGCAACACUCCAGUGGCUCCAAGUUUUGAUGUUUUUGGAGCAGAUAACCAAAAAGAAGAUGACAAAUUAAGCAAGUAUAACUUUUACAACGGAUUUAUGGGUCGACCUCUCUUUGCCCCCCACGCUGCACGCCUACACUCACCAAACGACAAGAAGGAUCUGUCUCCAAACAGAGACAACGCCACUUCAUUAAACGGUGACAGCGCGAGUCCAUCACCAGUGUUUGAUAACACAGAUAGCCCGCAAAGGUCCUUUUCCUCCUCCGAUCCAGAGUCAGGCAGUGAGUCGGAGAAACCGAAAGACUACCCGAUCCUGGACCGGGACCCCACCGACAUCAUGGCAAAGAUAUUCCCCCACCAGAAGCGGGACACUUUAGAGUCUAUGGUGAGAACGUGUAAAGGAGACAUUGUCAGGUCAAUUGAACUUGUACUAAGCUCCAAAGAAAACAGAACUGACUCUGAUGUUCCCAGGCCUUCUGUUGGGUUUUCUGGAGCGCUCGGGGCUCCCGGGAACAAGUCCGCAUUCUCUCCGCUCCACCUUCCUCCAACGACCGCAGGGGGAGACAUGUACGGACUCGGGCCUCGCCUCGGUGUCAGCCCCCUGCGGAUGGCCUAUUCCUCUCCAAACGGAGCCAUGGCAGGUUUUAUGUCACCAUACAUGACAUCAGGACUGAUGCCAGUGUUUCCACUGCGUCCACCUCUGGACUCCUACUCCUUUCCAGGCAUGAUCAGGGACCUUGCUUACCUCCAAAGCAAGGAAUCACUGUGCAGUACAAACCUUUACGCACGACUGAACGCAGAAAAAUGACAAACGAAACAUUAGGACAUGACACGUUAAAAUAUUGUUAGAAAUUGGCUUUCCAAUUUUUGCUGAAAUGUACCAUUAAAGUGCCUGAACUGAUUUGACAAAAUGUUUCCUAAAAAUACUUGACUGUUUUUAUACUGUAUAAAUGUACAAAGUUUGUUAUUAUAAAUAAAGUUUUCAAAAAUG
Notolabrus celidotus (New Zealand spotty) is the source of this 2074-nucleotide messenger RNA. RefSeq names its product doublesex- and mab-3-related transcription factor A1-like. Lineage: Eukaryota; Metazoa; Chordata; Actinopteri; Labriformes; Labridae. Gene Ontology annotation, cellular component: nucleus. The record is from RefSeq and is a predicted model, not a curated record. Bases 686 to 1891 code for a protein of 401 amino acids. The transcript is spliced from 2 exons. Gene Ontology annotation, biological process: sex differentiation; regulation of transcription by RNA polymerase II. Gene Ontology annotation, molecular function: RNA polymerase II cis-regulatory region sequence-specific DNA binding; DNA-binding transcription factor activity, RNA polymerase II-specific; protein binding.